This is a messenger RNA of Mesoplodon densirostris (Blainville's beaked whale), 2518 nucleotides long. RefSeq names its product sideroflexin 4 (gene SFXN4). Gene Ontology annotation, molecular function: monoatomic ion transmembrane transporter activity. The record is from RefSeq and is a predicted model, not a curated record. Bases 454 to 1473 code for a protein of 339 amino acids. Lineage: Eukaryota; Metazoa; Chordata; Mammalia; Artiodactyla; Ziphiidae. Gene Ontology annotation, biological process: mitochondrial transmembrane transport; monoatomic ion transport. The transcript has 14 exons. Gene Ontology annotation, cellular component: mitochondrial inner membrane.
UCUCUUAGGUGGGGAUGUUGAGGAAGCACAGGGUACUCAAGGUGUCCUGGCAGAGCCAGGCCUCAAAGCUGAAACCACUGCAAAAUGUGGGGACUUUUAGGAGCAAACCAUGCCUGCUUUCUCCAUAUGUGAACUGCCUUUAUUGAGCCUUCACUGGGGUGUCUGGUUCUUUAUGACUAGAGUUAAGCCAUAUAACCAUCGCAGGAGGGUGAAGAAACAGAUUCUGAGACCUUUCUAAGUAGUGCUUCAAGGUCAUAUGUGGGGUGUCAACAUAGGCCCAUUUGACCCCAAAGUCUGGGCUUUUAACCCUCAAGAGCACUUUGAUAUUGAAGUGGUUAAGACCACAGGCCAUUGGGUCAUUUCCUGGUUGAGUUUCCUUGAAUCCAUUCAUGAGUCCUUGGAAGCCUCAGUUUCCUCACCUGUAAGAUGGGGAUGUUGUGAGGAUUCCAGGAGAUGCUGCAAGAGGAAGGCCCUAUUAGGUUCUCAAAAAUAAUGUUAACUGCUGUUAUUACCAUGUAUCUUGGUUCUUCUGCUGCCAUUAACCUCUCUGGUGCUCUUGCCCCUCUUAAGUCUUUUAUUCAGAGAUUUCUUCAGUGGACAGAAUUAUUGGAUCCUACAAAUUUGGUCGUUUCAAUUGAAAAAAUAGAAAAAUCAAGGCAGCUAUUGUUAACCCAUGAAGAUGCAUCCAGAAGUGACUUGGAGGACAAAAGGGUACAAGAAGCUUGGAAGAGAAGUCUCUCAACAGUGCAUCCUGACAAUAGCAGGCUGAUCCCUGGUCCUUUUCGACCUGCAGCUUUCCUGCCUUUCACAGUGCCCAUGGUAUUUCUGUCAAUGCUGCCCGUAAAAAGUCUAAAGUCCAUGAUUUUACCUCAGGCUUCCUUCUACACCUACAGUACAGUCUUCAACAUUGUCAAUGGAAAUGCAAGUUAUGAUCGUCGCCCCCAUGAGAGUAUCUUAGUAGGAGCAGGAGUGAUUGCUUCUUCCACCUUUUUUGGAUUAUUCCCUCGUUUGCUCCAAGUAAGAUUUUCACUGAACAGCAUUUUGAGCAGAAACGUCAUUCCUGUCAUCAUUCUCGCCCAACUCAGUGGAAUGAAUGUGGUUGCAUCGAGAAGUUUGGAGCCCCUGCGAGGGAUUGAGGUCAUGGACAAGGAAGGCAGUGUCAUCGGCUAUUCCAGAAAAGCUGGGACAAAGGCCAUUAAAGACACAGCAACAUCCAGAGUUGUGCUGUUUGGGACCUCAGCUUUUAUCCCUGAAGUCUUCUCAUACUUUUUUAAAAGGACCCAGUUUUUCCUGCAGUGCCCGUGGUCACUGUGGACCCUAAAGCUUUCUUGUACUAUCCUUGUCAUGGGACUGAUGGUGCCAGUUUCUUUUAGUAUAUUCCCACAGAUUGGACGGAUACAGUGCAGUGAGCUUGAAAAGGAAAUUCAGUCUGCAACAGAAGAAACAGAACUCUUCUAUAACAGAGGGGUGUAGGGGUCUGACUUGGACGUCAAUCACUCUUCUCCAGGAAGCCUUCCAGGAUUCACAGUACUGAACUAGGUGCCCUUCCAAUGUGCUCCUGUAGUGCUCGUAUCAUGCCUAGCACUCGCCACACCGCGUGCAAUCCCGUUUGCUGACUGUGCACCUUGACAGCAGGAACUGUUGUCUUGGGCAUCAAGGAAGCCCCAGGAUACGUAGUCCACGGUGUAGAGUAGGUACCCAAACGUAUGCGUACUGGAUGGAGGGCUGUUUCCAACACACCCUGCCCCAAGUCAUCUAAGAAUGCACCUGUGGCUUUCAGUUUUCCCUAGGCCACAAUGACGGUUAUCUCCAAAUUGGGUAAAAGAUGUUUCACAACAGCCUAAAAGGACAAAAUCAGUAAAAGGGAUGUAUCAGUCAGCUCCAUGUAGCCACAGGCUUAUACUAAACAAACUUAACAAAAUGUGCAAUGGCUCCAAGUGGAGGUUCAGCCACUGACAGAUAACUGAGUAGUAAUGUGAGAGCAUCUUUUCAGAGAAGGCACUCGGACCUUACAGUCAGCUCCAGGAAGUGCGGGGUGGAGGAGGGCCGGGCAGAGAGAGAAGGGCUGAGCCAGUGGUGGAAGGAGCCAGACUGCCUAACUUUCAAAUCGGUCUUUGGAUAAUUUCCCGGUGGGCUUGCAGUUGACAAAAAAGGGUUUUUUCUUUUGUUUGCGGUGGGGAGAAUUAGAGAAAGAGGGCACAACUUUUCAUAUGCCUAAAACUGUUGAGUAUCAAAAUAUUUCAUUUUAUUUCUGUAUCAUAAAUUUGUCAUUUUAACAACUUUGAUCAUUAGCUAAUAGAGUAAUACCAAAAAAACGCGGGCAAAAAAGAUGUUAGUAUUCAUUCCCAUAAAGUGCAGAUUUAAUUUUCAACUGUUUGCCUCAGUAAAACAUCAUCUCAUUUCAAAUCCUCCCCUGCCCCGACCCAAGGAGGGGCUAUUUUAAAACUUUUUUCCCUAACAAAUGUCUAACACCAGGAAUAAAUGAAAGAUCCAAUAAAGACAAGCUUUUUUGCAAACA